AUGGGUUUCAACGGAAUGGAUUACCCUUCCAAAAAGGCUAAACGCUUACCUAGCAAUAUUGAUGACCUUGCCGACGACUGUUUGGCUUCCGUUUUCCGGUUACUUGGCACCGCCGAUCGCAACAGUUGUUCGCUUGUGUGUCGGCGGUGGUUGAAGGUGGACGGAGACAAUCGUCACUCUCUCUCCCUCACCGCCGAAUCAGAUCUCUCUGACUUCAUCCCCUCUCUUUUCCUUCGCUUCAAUAACGUCACCGAACUCAGUCUCAGACAUUUCGGCUACCAAGACGAGACCAUCAGCGCCAUAACUCUCAUCCGUAUCUCCCAACUCUGCCGUAAUCUCACGCGCCUCCAAGUCCAGGCCCCCUGCUUUCUCACCGACAAAGACCUCGAAAUCCUCGCCAUGAAUUGCAAGGCUUUGAAGAAGUUCCAGUUAAGGUCCAACUUGGGAGGCGGAGGCAUGCACGCAUUUAUGGAUCAUUGGAAGGAUCUAGAAGACCUCUCCCUCGACGGUUUUCAUGGAACAGAAAACGCGUGGAGUGUUGCACCGCCAAAGCCGAAACUCAAAGUCAUUACUCUCAAGGACACCGUUUUAUUCUAUCCUUUUCUCGGCGCCAAGAAUCUGCGGGUAUUGAAGCUUGUCCGGUGCAACGGGGACUUGGAUAGGAUUUUUCAUGUGUUGACGAAUGAGGUUACUGGCAUAGUGGAACUCCACCUCGUCAUGCUCGAAAUCAGCGAUAUUGGUUUGGAAGCGUUUGCAAAAUGUUCGAAUUUAGAAGUUCUCCAUCUGAUAAGGACACCCAAGUGCAGUGACAAAGGACUGGUUGCAGUUGCGAAGGGUUGCAACAGGAGUUUAAGAAAACUUCGUGUUGGGUGGGACAUGGAGGAAAUAGGUAGCAGAGGUUUGAUGGGUGUUGCUGAGUAUUGCGUAAAUGUUGAGCAACUGGUCCUGAUUGGCGUGAAUCCGAGCAAAGAGUGUUUGGAAAUGUUGGUUUCGAAUUGCAAGGGUUUGGAGCAAUUGGCGGUGUGUGGAAGUGAGACGGUUGGUGACAGUGAGAUGAAAUGCAUGGCGGAGAAAUGUGGAGCACUGAGAGAAGUGUACAUGGAGGGUUGCCCUAUUUCUGAUGAGGGAUUGUCGGCGUUGGUGUUGGGUGGUGGGUGUGCGAAGUUGGAGAUAGUGAAGGUUUGGAAGUGUGAAAGGGUGAGAGACAGGGAUGAGCAUCACGCCCAAUGUGGGCACCGAACAGUGCGUCUACAUUGCAGCCUCCAAGACUCGCACACACCCAGCCCUAUUAUACCUGAUCCAUUUGAAGAGGCCACCCAAACACCACUUUCUUUCAUUCAUUCAUGA
Messenger RNA from Vigna radiata var. radiata (mung bean), 1347 nucleotides. RefSeq names its product F-box protein SKIP2. The transcript has a single exon. The record is from RefSeq and is a predicted model, not a curated record. Bases 1 to 1347 code for a protein of 448 amino acids. Gene Ontology annotation, molecular function: protein binding. NCBI's taxonomy places the organism in Eukaryota, Viridiplantae, Streptophyta, Magnoliopsida, Fabales, Fabaceae. Gene Ontology annotation, biological process: SCF-dependent proteasomal ubiquitin-dependent protein catabolic process. Gene Ontology annotation, cellular component: SCF ubiquitin ligase complex.